Molecule: messenger RNA, 360 nt
Organism: Huiozyma naganishii CBS 8797
Lineage: Eukaryota; Fungi; Ascomycota; Saccharomycetes; Saccharomycetales; Saccharomycetaceae
Gene: CYB5
Product: Cyb5p
Exons: 1
Coding region: 1-360 (119 amino acids)
Biological process (GO): sterol biosynthetic process
Cellular component (GO): intracellular membrane-bounded organelle; endoplasmic reticulum membrane
Molecular function (GO): heme binding
Source: RefSeq, a predicted model, not a curated record
AUGGCCAAGAUAUACACUUACGAAGACGUCGCACAGCACUCUACCAGCGAGGACGCCUGGAUCGUUAUCGACAACAGAGUGUACGAAGUCACAAAAUUCUUGGAUGAGCACCCAGGUGGUGAGGAGAUUCUGCUGGAAAUGGCUGGCGCUGACGCCACCACCAACUUCCUGGACAUCGGUCACUCCGAUGACGCCAUGAAGAUCCUCAAGACUAGAUACAUCGGUGACAUCGACCCAAGCAGUAAACCUAUCCCAAAGAAGGUCGUCGAGACCACGUCCUCGGAGACGAAGGGCAGCGGGAAGCUUGCGUCCGUGAUCGCCCUCAUCUGCUUCGUCAUCGGCUACUACCUACUCAACUGA